GAGUCAGGACAAUUUAGAAAACGGUGUCAUUCAUAAAGCAGCUUCACAGUACAAAGGACACCCAGAAGAAACAACUGUGUGGAUCAUAUUUUUCGAGGAGGUUGGGAAGAACAAAAGCUUCAGUGAUGAGGACCUCUUCAGUGCUGACCUCUGCUUUAGUUUGGGCGCUGCUCUUCUCCUCACUAAGAACCGCAGAUGCUGUAACUUUUCAAGGCGCGUUACCGCAUCCCAACAAAUACAACCCCAACGAGUCGGAGAGAUGCCAACAACCUCCCAUCACAGGACUGCUCUCACGGGGGACAGGACCCGUAACCACUACCGACGAGGUCCUGGAGUCCAGUCAGGAGGCUCUGCACGUCACGGAGCGCCGGUACCUGAGGCUGGACUGGUGUAAGACGCAGCCGCUGAAGCAGACCAUCAGCGAGGAGGGAUGUCUGAGCCGCACCAUCAUCAACCGCUUCUGCUACGGCCAGUGCAACUCCUUCUUCAUCCCCCGGCAUGUUUACCAGGACGGCAGUGCUUUCCAGUCGUGCUCUGCCUGCAAACCCAAAACCUUCAGCACCGUCACUUACACUCUGUACUGUCCUGGACAAACCCCCAGCACAAGGAAGAAAAGGGUCCAGCGCGUAAAACAGUGCCGCUGCACAACUAUUGACAUGGAUUAGACCAAAGGGACGAUCAUUUUCAUCGGAUUUCGGAUGUAAAAUCAGCUUUCUGGAGAUAAUAAUCUGGAACUGUGUGUUGCUUUAAGGAAAAUUGAGUAAAAUAUAUGACUUGGAGGGUAAGGGACGUACCCCAGUCUACAAUAAUAUUUCAUCUUCCCAGAUAGCAAAUAUUUUGGCAGUAUUAUGGCAUACAUUUGGCAUUUUUGGCUUUCUUUUGGCAUUAUGAAAACCUUUAGGCUUAACUGUGGUAGGAUUAAGGUUAUCCAUAAUAGAUAUGG
Sphaeramia orbicularis (orbiculate cardinalfish) is the source of this 943-nucleotide messenger RNA. RefSeq names its product gremlin 1a, DAN family BMP antagonist (gene grem1a). NCBI's taxonomy places the organism in Eukaryota, Metazoa, Chordata, Actinopteri, Kurtiformes, Apogonidae. Gene Ontology annotation, biological process: animal organ morphogenesis. The record is from RefSeq and is a predicted model, not a curated record. The transcript is spliced from 2 exons. Bases 126 to 665 code for a protein of 179 amino acids. Gene Ontology annotation, molecular function: receptor ligand activity; BMP binding.